Molecule: messenger RNA, 3686 nt
Organism: Owenia fusiformis
Lineage: Eukaryota; Metazoa; Annelida; Polychaeta; Sabellida; Oweniidae
Source: the annotation of a GenBank genome assembly
AAUCAAAUUACAAAGCGGUAUUAAGUAGGUCAAACGUGACUCAUAGUCUGUUCGUCUACGUACUGCGAAUGGCGGGGGAACGAUGGAUCUUCACCAAGCAACAACUCAUCAAUACCCCCAGCCGAAAAGCCGGUAUAGACGCAGACAAAGAGUUGUCAUAUAGACAACAGGCAGCAAACUUUAUUCAGGAUAUGGGCCAGAGAUUACAAGUACAGCAACUGGUCAUCAAUACAUCAAUUGUGUAUAUGCACAGGUUUUAUAUGUUCCAUUCCUUCGCUAAAUUUCACCGAAAUCAAAUUGCAACUGCUGCUAUUUUUCUGGGUGCUAAAGUAGAGGAACAGCCUAGAAAGCUAGAGCAUGUUAUCAGAGUGGCCCAUAUAUGCCUACACAGGGAAGGCCCACCCCUGGACACAAAGAGUGAGGCAUAUUUGGAUCAGGCCCAGGAGCUUGUCAUCAAUGAGAACAUUCUCCUUCAAACAUUGGGGUUCAACAUUGUGGUAGAACACCCCCAUUCUUACAUUGUGAAAACAUGCCAUGUGGUCAAAGCCUCCAAGGAUCUCUCCCAGACAUCAUACUUCCUGGCAACCAACAGCUUACAUCUGACCACAAUGUGCCUACAAUAUCCACCCACCCUUGUGGCCUGUCUCUGCAUUCACCUUGCUUGUACCUGGUCUGACUGGAAGCUUGGGAAAUCAGCAGAUGGUAAUGAAUGGUAUCACUUUGUGGACAAGACAGUGACAACUGAAAAACUAGAUGAGCUUACCCAGGAGUUUUUAGCCAUAAUAGAAAAAUGUCCCAGCAAGCUACGAAAGAAAAUUCUUACCUGGAAGGUUCACAUGGAUGAGAUGCGCGAGGCAUUUACCUCCGAGAUUUUCCGACAUUUUUAUAAUCAGGCCCAGUCUCACUCUGCUUCAACAAGUGGACCAAGUCCUUCUCAUAAACGAGUCAAACAGGAGGCUCCUUCUGUUACUGGGAGCUCCACUUCCCAGCAUGGUAGCCAGGAAAGGAAGAACACUCCUUCGCCCAACCCCAGUAGCAAACACAGCUCACAGAGCAGCAAGCACGGCUCUCACAGUAGUCGCACCAGCACCCCUACUGCACCAUCCUCUAACAAGUCCCGUUCAAGCACACCAGCAUCUUCACAGGAGUCAAUGAAGCGUGUCAAAUCUGAUUCUAACCUUACCCCUAAAAACUACAAGGAAUACAAAGAACUUAAAGAGAAGGGAAUGUUACCUGAUAAAACGACCCCUUCAAAGAGUAGUGCGACCAGUAAAACUGAACAUGACAAUAUAUUUGACCAAUAUAAAGUUCCAGGUGAAACCUCUGAAGGCAAGGUGAAUUCACGUGAGCAUGAAGGACUAAAAUUGAAAAUAAAAAAGGAAGAGCGCAAUAAUUCACACUCUGAAAGCAGUAAAAUGAAAAGGGAAAAAUCAAGGGACAGUUCACAUUUUGAAGGUUCUAGUAGCAGUAAACAAAAAGAAUUAACUCCUGAAAAUGCAAAAUCAACUGAAAAGCUAGUAUUAAAACUGGACCCAUCUCGUAAGAAGCUUGAACCAGGCGAGUUGCCAGACUCUCCACCAUCCUACCCAAAGAUUAAAAUUAAAAAUGAAUAUCCCGACCUAAAUAGAGUUAAACGAGAGGAUGGUUCGAAGAAAUCUGAACAUUCUGGUAGCAAGAAUGCAUCUCCGUAUCCAAAAAUUAAACUAAAAACUGAAUACCCUGAUCUAUCCAAAGCUAAACAAGAGGCCCAUCCUGACCAAUUAAGAGCCGCGAAAGAAUCGUACCAUUCCGCAGAUAACCGUAGAUCAGACCAAGUGAAAAGUCGACACUCAGAUUUCAGUCGUGACAAAGUGAAGUCUGAGCAUCAUCGUCCACCAGGUUCGUCGAGCUCCUGGCACAGCAGUCAGGGUAGGUUGCCUGGAGGCCCAGAGCCUCACAGGCACCCUGGGGCACACAGGAGUAGUGGAUACACUGCUGGCAACACUCAACCUCAUGCUGGACCUCCCUCGUCAUUGGAUUACAGCGUACACUCAGAUAAACAUUUCAGCAAAUUGAAACAAGAAUCUAGACGGGAUGGCGCACCUCAUGCUCAAGGCCACCCAGGUCAUCAUCCCACCCACCAUCCCAGCAACGACCCCUAUAGGCAACCACCUGGAUCUUCCGAUAAGUAUCACUCAUCCAGGAAACGCCCCCUGAGUAGCCCUGAAAUGUCGGCACCUCCUCAGUCCUUUACCUCACCACAUAAACAGCCGCGCAAUAACACAUCACAUUAUGACCAGCGAAAUGAUUCCAAUGGCAAACAUGCGUCACAGUAUGGUCAGCAUCCUAGGCCAGGCAUGCACGAACAUCUCGAUACAAUCGACCCCAUGAACUCUCUGGGACUGUCAAGUCUUUCAUCAUUUGAAGAUUAUGAUUUGAAUGAUUCAAGCCAGCCAUCUCAAUAUCGGGAAUAUCCACAACAGCAUAUACCCCCAAGAUGACAUUGGCGAAACUUAGGCAAUUUUCUAUUUAUUAAUGUAAGAUAAUUAUAAACUUUGAACAAAUGGUCUUGUACGAUGAGGGACACAUCGUUUUCUCUAUUUUUUGUUAAAAGUUCAUAUGAGUUCAGUUUUAGUUACAAAAAUGAUUGUAAACAUUUUAUGUACUGUACAUUUCUUUAAUAGCAAAAUAGUUAUAAAAAUAAACAAAAAAAGUUUAUACGAGAAAAUAAUAUUAUCAUUCCUUUGUCAAGUUUAUAAGAUUUAUUUUCUCAUAUAAAUUGAAUAAAAAAUAGCAAGAAAUUUGAAAAACAAAAAUAAAAAUAUUACAAGAAAACACUUGUAGAAAGGCAAGGUAAACAAAAAGUCAAAAAAGGAAAAACUGACAAAAACGAUAAUAUAUAUGUAAAGGGUAUAUCAUUAUAGUCAUUUUGGUUUAAAUGUACAUGUAGUUUAUAUACAAUGCUUGAAAAAUUAAGUUUAAAAGGCAUCUCGUUGGAAGAGCCUACUUUCUAUUCACAUUAAUCAAAGAAAUUCCACAAUUUAUUCUAUUACUUUUAAUUUGAAGGGAAAGUUCAAGAUGAAGUACAAUUUUAUAUGUACAUAGCUUGAAUAAUCAAAAUAUCAAAAUGCAAGUGAUCUUCAUAAUUUUUGCAUUCGGUAGUUCACCUUGGACUUUACCUUUGAACUUGUACUGCCUUAUCUGUAGGGCUAAUGACCACAAUCAGUAGCAUAGCGAGCUAAUUUAGAUGUUCAGCAGAAUUUGCUUCAUAUUAUUUUUAUUUAGGAUUCCACAGUGUACAGGUUGCAUAAAGUAUACUAUUACUGUAUUAUGACAACUUGACAUUUUGUCUCUGGUUUGAGUUUAUGCUAGAAAUGGUCAGGUUCUCCCUAGAGCUUGUAAAGACAAACUGAAUACUAGGGGUGACUUGACAUUCCUGGCAUAAACUUGCAGCCGGUCUCAUUUUGCUGGACUGGACUAAGCCUUAGUACAGCAUAAUUGUAAAGCCAAUUUGAUAUCUGGCUAUAGUAUUUAUAUAUAAUGUAAUGUGUCAUGUACGAUAUGGGAAAAACAAUAAAGUUUCCCAGAAACAAAUUCAUUCCAUUCAUUCAUUAUUGCUUCAAACAUGAAUAGUUAAUUUUAUUACAUUUGAAAAUGCUACAGUAAAACCUGUCUCAAUGAACACCUUUCUAGUGAACACCUGUUUC